AUGCCGUGGAAGCUCAAAGCGCCACUUCCUACACCCACACCCACGCCAACACCCAUAUCCACACCACUCUCCCACGGCCUCACCGGCCAGCCACCCCCCUUCGACCCCUUCAAUCCCACCUCUCCAACUCUACCACCAGGAGGAACUUUCCUCAAGAAGAAUCCCAAAUUCUCGGGCCUCGACCACGGCGACCUCCUCGCUAUAAUCACCAUUGUCGUAGUCGUCACAGGAGUCCUCAUCUUCCAAGCCCGCAAAGUUUAUAACAGAAAGAAGGCGGAACGGCGACGAUCUACAGAUGGAAAUAGAAGCAGAGACACGGACAUCGAGAGGCAAAGCGUGAAGCCGGUGGAUUCCAAGUCAACUUGGUAUUCGAAAUCGGGGAUGGUGGUCAAGGGCUUCGUGGCCCGCAGCUUGAGCACAAGAUCGAAUCCAUAUGGCUCGGAAUCCCAGGUGUUUUCGAUGAGCGGGACUACAGUUGCCGGAAGUGGUGCUACAUCGAGAGCGCAGAACGAGCGAAGGUGGUGGGGAAAUAUAGCUAAGCGUGGAGACGCGAUGGCCACAGACAGAGAGGUUGGGUCGAUCUCGCCGAUAAUGGAGCACGGUGAAGGUCUCAUCAGAUCGAUCCCGGGAAGUGCAUCAUGGUGGCAAAGAAACAACAAUAGCAUGCCUUGUCGACAUUGUGGCGGAGGAACGGUUGAUUGGAGGCAUAUGGGAGAUGACUGCCUGGACAGCGAGGUUCGGUCGGCGGAUGGAAGAGCACCACAGCAGAGUGGCGUUGACAGCCAACAGGCAGAGAUAUCAAACGGUGUGAACCCACAAGAGUUGACGGCUGCGUUGACGAGGUUGCGCUCGUUCGAUCCGGCUGUGUGCAAGACACCUGCUGGCGAUAGAGGGGGUUUGGUUGAUGUUUGGAUCUGA
Messenger RNA from Lindgomyces ingoldianus, 918 nucleotides. RefSeq lists its product as uncharacterized. The transcript has a single exon. NCBI's taxonomy places the organism in Eukaryota, Fungi, Ascomycota, Dothideomycetes, Pleosporales, Lindgomycetaceae. The coding region runs from base 1 to 918 and encodes 305 amino acids. The record is from RefSeq and is a predicted model, not a curated record.